UUUCUCUUUGAAAUAGAAGCGUUUCUAGAAUCUCGCUUCAUAAGGGACUAGAGCGUCCAGCGUGCCGUAACGGUGUUCAAAGACCCUCCAGCACUGAAUAUCUUUUUGUCCCCUUUCAGUCUUCUGUAGUCGUCUGCUAGACGCUGUCAUUUUCUUCCUUCUUCUUCAACAGUUCGUCACGUUGAAUUGAAAACUAUUUAGCAGUGCAAAAAUUAGAUUUAAACCUAAUCUAGUGGUUAAAAUGGAUAUCAUUUUUAACCUUCAAAGACGGAAGUUGCUGGGGGAAAUUGCUGUUGAAAUUCUGCAAUAUUUAGAUGUUAAUGAUUUGAAUGCAGCGGAAAGAGUGUCUACAAUUUGGAGAGAAGCAGUAAUUAGUGGAAAGUUAUGGGAAAAGCUUUUUAAGAAAAAUAUUGUGUUGCAUCCACCAUGGAAGAAAAUGAACAGUAUUAUAGGAAAGCAGAAGAUUAAUUCAAACUCCCCGUUUAUCUCAGAAGAAGAUGAUGCUGAUGAGCAGUACUUUUGCAAUGAACAAAUGUUUUACAAGAAAAUGUGUCUUACAAUUGCUGACUCACUAGAUAUUCUUGAGAAAAACUGGGUAACAGGAAACUAUCAAGAAGAAAUAGUCCUCCGAGGACCUGUUAUUGGCCCUGUCAAUUCAAUCACAUUCCUCAUGGAUGAGAAACAUAUUGUUCGUCAUGUGGAUUCUGAGAAAACAUUUCAGUUCUUCAACAGGUGGUCUCUUGAAUUGGAAGAGACCAUUCCGUCUCGUACCGAUGUACUCGGAAAUAACCAUCUGCAUUGUUUUGUAACGUGUUUUGACUUCAGCGAUGAGCUUCUUGCAGUUGGAUAUGGAAAUGGAUUGGUGGACGUAAUAGGAAGGAAAUCGAUUGAAACGCUCCACACGUUUCGGGAUUUCGAUUGGCCUUACGAUCACAGCUUUGAUGAAGACGAUGCAUAUAAUUUUGCCACAGAGAAAGUAAUUCUUAGUCCCAAGCAACAGUUUCUUCUUUCCUAUUUGUAUACAGCAACAUCAUAUUUUCUCACAUUGAGGAAAAUUAAAAGUGUCAAAGAAAUGACUAUUGCUCAUCAACUGCAACUAGACGAAAAUGUGGAAGAAUUAGUCAAUUUGUACAUGGACGACUUUUACACCGUCCUUUUUAUUCGCUCAAGAACUAACCGAGGUCCGUCCGAAGAAAUGUUUGAAAUUCGCUCAACCGAGUCCUUCACUCCGCUCCACUCCUUUCCAGUUCAAGGUAUUGUAUCUGCUUACCAUUAUCUUAAUGGAUUACUCGUCAUAGGAAAGCGCAUAGGAAACAGUCAAUUCUUAAGGGUUUGGGAUGCCAAAACUGGUGUGUCAAUUUGGAAUGUCAACCUUGACAAAGAGAAAAUAGUCGACCUUCGGAUUAUUUCUGACAAGUAUAUUGUUAGCGUUAACGAUCAUGGUGAGUUGAAGCAAUGGGAUCUACACACAGUGCUCGACCACGCUGUGCCAGCCGACCAAGCCUUUCUACACAGGAUAGGUAGCUCCAAGAACCUGAGCUCUUGUGUCGGUGGAGGUAUGGUGGCAGACGAAUAUCAAGUCGUGUUGUUUGGUUUUUUCCGCACGGCACCCAUCAAAGGCCAAAAGGAGAGUCCAAUCAUUGUGUCGUUGGAUUUCAUGAAGGGUCAGAAUCGUGUUAAAAAACCUUUGCCACAGCUUUAUUGAGCUUUACCACCUAACUGAAUUUUUUAUAACCACUCUCAAUUAUCGACCAUUUUCGACUUCCGUCUUUCAAUAUUCACAUUGUUUUUAUUCGACUUUCAUUUUUCCGAUAUCAAGUAGCCACUACCUCCCAAAUGAUGGUUCGUAAAUAACUACAUGUAAGCGGUGAAGUUUAAAUAAACAGCUUUCAUUGGA
Daphnia pulicaria is the source of this 1897-nucleotide messenger RNA. RefSeq names its product F-box/WD repeat-containing protein 11-like. NCBI's taxonomy places the organism in Eukaryota, Metazoa, Arthropoda, Branchiopoda, Diplostraca, Daphniidae. Gene Ontology annotation, molecular function: protein binding. The coding region runs from base 242 to 1705 and encodes 487 amino acids. The transcript has 9 exons. The record is from RefSeq and is a predicted model, not a curated record.